Spirodela intermedia is the source of this 402-nucleotide messenger RNA. Lineage: Eukaryota; Viridiplantae; Streptophyta; Magnoliopsida; Alismatales; Araceae. The record is from the annotation of a GenBank genome assembly.
AUGCAGGAGGCGAUCCCCUACAGAAGAAUCGCCACCAACGGCGGUGGCGGCGCCGCCGCCGCCGGUAGCAGGGUCAAAGGAAUGCGGAACCUGGUGUCGGAGACCCCGGUGGUCGUCCUGGGGCGGCGGGGCUGCUGCAUGUGCCACGUGGUGAAGCGGCUGCUGCUGGGGCUGGGAGUCAACCCGGCGGUGUGCGAGGUGGACGAUGACGGCGAGGAGGCCGCCGCCGUGGAGGAAAUGGCAGCGGCGGAGCCGCUAGGGGGGAGCCGCCCUCCGCCGCCGCAGUUUCCCGCCGUGUUUAUUGGGGGGAGGCACGUCGGCGGGAUCGACCGCCUCAUGGCCGCCCACAUCUCCGGCGAUCUCGUCCCCAUCCUCAAGGAUGCCGGCGCCCUGUGGCUGUGA